AUGAAAGAAGCAAAGCGAACUCAAGUCCCGGAUUUCGUCAAGAGAAAAGGCCAAAAGGGCUGCUUUGAUGUUGAUUCUGCGGAGGAGUUCGCAUGGAAUGGCGCCCACUAUGAGCAACAGCCAGAGGACUGGCGCCCGCGGCAUGCUAGUUCCACCAACUAUUCGGACAAGUUGGUCCAGUUCCAGGUUGACAUGGAACACGAAGUGAACCGUCUUGUAAAGCUGCUGAAACAGCAGGGGAUCCCUCGCGGGACAGAGUCGAUGGUCCGAACUGACGUGUUUUCCCGCUACGCCAUGCUGCUAAACUACCUGGUGGCGAUUCGAGGGUAUGUCUGCAGAUGUCGGAUUCGAAAGGCCCCCAUCAACAUGGGGUGGGACAAGGCAAGUGAACUCUCUACUACGGUGCUUUAUUACUGGGUAGUGCCGAGGCCAACGGUCGGAGCUGGGGAGACCUAUGAAUGGGAAGCUUAUGUGAGUGCUGAUAGGUGGCAAGAUUAG
This is a messenger RNA of Aspergillus calidoustus, 498 nucleotides long. The record is from the annotation of a GenBank genome assembly. NCBI's taxonomy places the organism in Eukaryota, Fungi, Ascomycota, Eurotiomycetes, Eurotiales, Aspergillaceae.